AAAAAAAUUACCCACCAUUAUUCCCGUCACUAUUUUUUGAAGCUUCAUAUUAAAUGCUUGUCAGCUAUCAUAUUUAAUACGACACAGUUGUUAGGUUGGAUCCAUUAAGGCGAGUGUUUUGUAAUUAUCUAUUUCUAUAAUUUUUUGAUUGGCCAUGGAGGAUUCAGAGACUCCAGUACAUGUUUCUUCAACUUUUAUUUGAUGUCUGUUGAAGUUAAAAAUAAAACUAUUUGCUUUGUAACCUCCAACGUGCAAGCUUUCAUUCGUAUUUCUGUGAUGGGACAAAGGUUUGGUUGCCAAUUGAUAUGAACCAACAUGGUUUGUAACUCCGGCAAAUUUGUGGCUCUCCUUGAGCUGUUUAGAGAACGAUAUCAGCUGGAUUUUGUUUUCUCUGCAAGUUCAGAAACUGAGAUCACGACAAGCAAAGCUGUGAAGUUUCUUCAAGUUUGAAGCCUUUUAUAUGUUAUUUGGUUCUUUAGAAAUGGGUCUAAAAUUUCAAGUGUUUGUGCUGUGUCUGUCAAUCCUGUUUUUUACCAUAGCAGCUACAACUAACUCACGUGAUGCUGCUGCUCUAAAUUCUCUAAAGGAUAUCUGGAAGAAUUUUCCACCUAGUUGGCGGGCCUCAGAUCCUUGUGAAGAUUGGGUAGGAAUUCGGUGCAGUAACUCACGUGUGAUUUCCAUAACAUUACCAAGCAUGAAAUUGUCGGGUCCUCUGUCCGGAGACAUCACAACUUUAUCGGAAUUACAAAUUCUGGACUUAUCCUACAACAAGGACCUCACAGGAUCUCUUCCAACAACAAUUGGGGAUUUGAAGAAUCUGACGAGCUUAAUCUUGGUAGGAUGCGGUUUGUCUGGGCCAAUUCCUGACUCUAUUGGACAUCUAUCGAAGCUGGUCUAUCUAUCUCUAAAUUCUAAUAGUUUCAUUGGACCAAUUCCACGUACUAUCGGUAAUCUGGCUGAACUUUAUUGGCUCGAUCUAGCUGAUAACAAACUUACCGGGACAAUCCCAGUCUCUAGUGGAAAAUCACCGGGCUUGGACAUGCUAGUUCAUACUAAGCACUUUCAUCUUGGAAAGAAUCAACUCUCAGGCACAAUCCCAGAACAACUUUUCAGCUCAAACAUGGUUUUGAUACAUGUGCUAUUUGACAGCAACAGCCUCACUGGCACGCUUCCUACCUCCCUUGGACUUGUGCAAACUUUGGAGGUCGUACGAUUUGAUAGGAAUCAAUUGAAUGGACCUGUUCCUUCAAACCUCAACAAUCUUUCGAAUGUUAAUGAGCUGUUUUUGUCCAACAAUAAAAUUACUGGUUCCAUACCUGACCUUUCUGGCUUGAACUCCCUCAACUACUUGGACAUGAGUAAUAACAGUUUUGAUCCAUCCGAUUUUCCUACAUGGUUUUCAACAUUGCAGUCGUUGACAACAUGGAUGAUGGACAAGACUCAACUGCAAGGUCAAGUUCCUCCUGAAUUUUUCAGCCUUCCCCAUCUACAGACCGUGGUAAUGAGAAACAACCAGCUUAAUGGCUCCAUGAAUAUAAGCAACAACCAUAGCAACCAGCUGAAAUUAGUUGAUUUAACGGGAAAUCAAAUUUCUAGUAUCGUGACAACAAUAGGAGCAGACGAUGUUGAUUUCAUACUUCAGAGUAACCCACUUUGUGAGGAAUCAGGUGAAACAAAAGAUUUCUGCAUACCUGAAGUAGAGAUUUCCCCUUAUUCAACACAAUCCAACAAUUGUAUUCCUGGUCCCUGCAGCUCAGCUCAGAUUUCAAGCCCCAACUGUCAUUGUGCUUACCCAUAUACAGGAACUCUAGCCUUCAGAGCACCUCCCUUUUCAGACUUGGAAAACUUCACUUACUUCACAACACUUGAGGAACAUAUGGUGCGAACUUUUCAGUCUUAUCAACUUCCUGUGGAUUCAAUUUCUCUGAGUAAACCGCACAAGGAUUCAAAUGAGUACCUCAAUUUGACCCUUCGAGUAUUUCCCCCAUAUGAUAAGGAUAGUUUUAAUCGAACAGGAGUUUCUAGUCUUGGAUUUGUCCUUAGCAACCAGACUUACAAGCCUCCACAUGGUUAUGGACCUUACAUCUUUAUGGCUGAGGACUAUCAGCACUUUGCCGGAGAAUCCAGAUCAAAGAAGUCGACAAACAUUGGCAUUAUCAUUGGAGCAGCAGCUGGUGGUUGUGUCCUUCUGUUACUUUUGAUCUUUGUCGGGGUUUAUGCACAUCAUCAAAAGAAGAUAGCACAGAAAGCAAAUAAACAGAACCCUUUUGCUCACUGGGACCAAACCAAGAGCAGUGGUAACAUUCCUCAACUGAAAGGCGCAAGAUGCUUUUCCUUUGAAGAGGUUAAUAAAUACACAAACCAUUUUUCAGAAGCCAACGUUAUUGGAUCUGGCGGUUAUGGGAAGGUUUAUAAAGGAACUCUUCCCACUGGAGAACUGGUUGCCGUUAAACGGGCUCAACAAGGAUCUAUUCAAGGUGGGCAGGAAUUCAAAACUGAGAUAGAACUUCUAUCUAGAGUACAUCAUAAAAAUCUUGUUGGCCUUUAUGGAUUUUGCUUUGAACGAGGUGAACAAAUGCUGAUAUAUGAGUAUGUUCCAAAUGGCUCUCUGAAGGAUAGUUUAUCAGGAAAGACUGGAAUCAGAAUGGAUUGGUUACGAAGACUUAAAAUAACCCUUGGAGCAGCCAGAGGCCUAGCAUAUCUGCAUGAGCUUGCAGACCCUCCAAUUAUACACAGGGAUAUCAAAUCAACAAACAUACUAUUAGAUGAACGGUUAAUUGCAAAAGUUGCUGAUUUUGGUCUGUCUAGAGCCAUGAUUGAUCCUGAUAAGGGUCAUGUCUCUACUCAAGUUAAGGGGACAAUGGGUUACUUGGAUCCUGAAUAUUACAUGACACAGCAAUUGACUGAAAAGAGUGAUGUUUAUAGCUUUGGAGUGCUGAUGUUGGAGCUAAUAACAGGAAGAAGGCCGAUAGAGCGAGGCAAGUACAUUGUGAGAGAGAUAAAGACUGUAAUGGAUAAGAAUAAAGAUCUGUAUAAUUUGUAUGAACUUCUUGACCCAACCAUUGGUUUGGGCACAACACUGAAAGGUUUUGGAAAUUAUGUGGAUGUGGCAAUGAGUUGUGUUCAAGAAUCAGGAGCUGACAGGCCUACAAUGAGUGAAGUGGUGAAGGAGAUCGAGAAUAUUUUGCAGAUUGCUGGUCUGAAUCCUAAUGCAGAAUCGUCAUCCACUUCAGCAAGUUACGAUGAUGCUAGUAAAGAUACUUUCAAGCACCCGUAUGGCAAUGAUGUCGAGGCUUUCGAAUAUAGCGGUGGCUUUCUUCCUUCAAAGGUGGAGCCUCAAUGAAUAUUAUUUGAAGUGUUGAAUGUCAAACUUGGUAAGAAAUGGAUGUUCCGAAGUUUGGCAUUUACCUUGGGUAGAGGAUACAAUCUGGUUUGGAUCAACAUUGUUGUUUGUACUAAAUGACUAGAAAUGCAAUUUGAGAUCUUUGGUUGUGAAUUUAUGACAAAAAAUCUGUGUAUAAUAUGAGAUGAGAAUUUAUACUUUCA
Molecule: messenger RNA, 3546 nt
Organism: Mangifera indica (mango)
Lineage: Eukaryota; Viridiplantae; Streptophyta; Magnoliopsida; Sapindales; Anacardiaceae
Product: leucine-rich repeat receptor protein kinase HPCA1-like
Exons: 19
Coding region: 461-3343 (960 amino acids)
Biological process (GO): protein phosphorylation
Molecular function (GO): ATP binding; protein kinase activity; protein binding
Source: RefSeq, a predicted model, not a curated record